Hippocampus comes (tiger tail seahorse) is the source of this 2114-nucleotide messenger RNA. RefSeq names its product leucine-rich repeat and fibronectin type III domain-containing protein 1-like protein. Lineage: Eukaryota; Metazoa; Chordata; Actinopteri; Syngnathiformes; Syngnathidae. Gene Ontology annotation, molecular function: protein binding. The transcript is spliced from 9 exons. The coding region runs from base 34 to 1845 and encodes 603 amino acids. The record is from RefSeq and is a predicted model, not a curated record.
GCUUAGACGGCGCGCGCGGGCGGGAGCGCCAGCAUGGGGGGCGCGUGGCCGCCGCCCCUGCCGGUCUUCCUGGCGGCGUGCUGGCUGGUCCCGCUGGGCGGCGCUUCGUCGUCCAUGCUGUGUCCCAAGCGCUGCACGUGCCAGAACCUGCUGCCGUCCUACACCGUCCUGUGCGCCAAGACGGGCCUGCUCUUCGUGCCGCCCAACAUCGACAGGCAGACGGCCGAGCUGCGCCUCAUGGACAACUUCAUCACCACGCUCAGGCACCGCGACUUCGCCAACAUGUCCAGCCUGAUCCACCUGACGCUGAGCCGCAACACCAUCAGCCAGAUCCGGCCGUUGGCCUUCGCCGACCUCCAGGACCUGCACGCCCUCCACUUGGACGCCAACCGCUUGACCGGCCUGGACGACGCCCACUUCCAGGGCCUGCUCAACCUGCGCCACCUCAUCCUGGCCAACAACCAGCUGCACCGCAUCACCCCGGGAGCCUUCCAGGACUUCCUGGAGACCCUGGAGGACCUGGACCUGAGCUACAACAACCUGGUGGAGGUCCCGUGGGACACCAUCUCCAAGCUGGUCAGCGUCAACACGCUGAGUCUGGACCACAACCUCAUCGAGAGCGUCCCCGAGGGGAUCUUCUCCAACCUGCACAAGCUGGCCAGGCUGGACAUGACGUCCAACAAGCUGAAGAAGAUCCCGCCCGACCCGCUGUUCCUGCGCAUCCCGGUGUACGCCAAGAUGAAGGGCUCGCCGCUGACGGCCUUGGUCCUGAGCUUCGGCGGGAAUCCGCUGCACUGCAACUGCGAGCUGGUCUGGUUGCGGCGGCUGACCCGCGAGGACGACCUGGAGACCUGCGCCUCCCCCAGAGACCUCGCCGGGAAGUACUUCUGGACCAUCAGAGAGGAGGCGUUCGUGUGCGAAGCCCCGAUGAUCACGCGCCACACGUCCAAGAUGUUUGUGAUGGAGGGCCAGGAGGUGAGCCUCCGCUGCAAGUCGGUGGGCGACCCGGACCCCUCCACGCACUGGGUGGGUCCCGACGGCAAGCUGAUGGGCAACACGUCGCGCACCGUCUGCUACGACAACGGCUCGCUGGACAUCCUCAAGGCCUCCGUCACGGAUUCGGGAAAGUUCACGUGCAUCGCGUCCAACGCGGCCGGCGAGGCCACGGCGCCGGUGGAGCUGGUGGUCAACCCCUCGCCGCACUUGGAGCCCGAGCCGGGGGGCGACCCCGGGCCCUCGGACGUGCCCACGUCCAUCAAGUCCAACGCCGGCGGGGGGCAGGCGCGCGCGGCCCCGCGGCGCGUGGCCGUGUCCGAACUGACGGCCAGCACCGCCCUCGUCACGUGGCCCUCGCAGAGCCACGUUCCGGGCGUGCGCACCUACCAGAUCCAGUACAACAGCUCCGCCGACGACGUCCUCGUCUACAGGAUGAUCCCGGCCGACCGCAAGUACUUCCUGCUGAGCGACCUGGCGUCCGCCCGCGACUACGACUUGUGCGUCCUCGCCAUCUACGACGACGGCGUCAGCGCCUUGACGGGAACCAAGAUGGUGGGCUGCGUGGCCUUCGCCACCGAAAGCGAGUACGGACGAUGCCGCUCCAGACGAGACCAGUUUUUGGGCGGCACCGUGAUCCUGAUCCUGGGCGGCAUCAUCGUGGCGUCCGUUCUGGUCUUCAUCUUCAUCCUGCUGAUGAAGUACAAGCUGCACGGCGGCGGCCACCGCAAACGCGGCGCCGACGUCCGACGCGCCCACGUUUGCUCGCAGACCAACGGGGGAGGAGGCGGAGGAGGCGGAGCCAACAGCGGCCCGCCGCCCGCGAGCCAAGACGCCUUCCCGGUGGCAUGAUCGACGCGAAGCUCACCCCAAGCGUACGGACGCAAAGGGAAUCGGCACCACAUGGUCCGACGCCAACGAGGUCUUCUUUGCACUUUUUGGACACCGACGCGGCUCGGCUCCUUCGCCGGCAUCCGCGAAGCCCGAGUAUUCGCACGGCGGAUCGGAAACAACGUCCCGAACAGAACAUUCCACGGAGAACAUUCCACGAGGAACCUUCGGCGAGCCGCGUUCCGCAAAGAGCGGCCAAGAAGGAAUGCCGCGUGAAGGACGUUCCUUUU